CUGUGUUCUCCGGUCCACAAGGUGGCAGUAUUUUGUUUAAAGAAUAAAGCCGAACAAACCCUUCCGCUCGUGUCCAAGUGCGCGUUUCUCAACCCAACGUGUGUAAACAAACACGUACAUUAUUAACUCAUGUAGCAAAAGCGCGGUGUUUAUUUUUCGGUGUUAACAUGGUGAAGUGUGUGGUGCGGGGAUGUCAGAACCAAAGCGACCUGAAAGCGGGUGAAAUGCGCAACAGGCCCCAGAAGCGCUUUUUUAGCCUCCCCACAGAUCAGGGCCGUGUUAGAGUUUGGCUUGCAGCGCUGCGGGAGUCACGACGCUUCUCCACCGAGCACAGGAUCUGUGAGGAUCACUUUCUGCCUGAGCACAUCACUCCCAGCGGCAUCAGUCCGGACGCCAUUCCCAUCAUGCCCCCUCUGGAGGGCUCGAUACUGAGCUCAGGCGCAUGGACCUCAGCGGUGGAGCCCAGAGAGGAGCUUUCAGACACCAGACAAGUGCUGACUGAAAUUCCAGCAGAUGAUAAUGAGGAUGAAGUUGAGCAGGACAUUGAUGACGACGACGACGAUGAUGAUGAUGAUGAUGAUGACGAUGAUGAGGAUGAUGAUGAUGAGGAAGAAUAUGAAGACUCUGAUUAUACAGAGGAAGAACCAGUGCACAUAGAUGAGGAAGCUGAGAGGCAGUGGCUGGAAAGACUGGAAGAGAAUCUUAAAAAUUCCACAGAAAAGAAACGAGUUCCUGCAAAAAAGGGCCCUACUUCUCGCUCAGAGGUAACGCUCGGACGGUUCACUAAGCGCUUCAUAGAUCUGCUCCACUCAGCUCCAGAAGGAAUUCUCGACCUCAAUGAGGCCACAGAAAAACUAGGCACUCACAAGAGGCGGGUAUAUGACAUCACCAAUGUGCUCAAUGGCAUUAAGCUCAUCACAAAGAAGUCAAAAAGCAAGAUCCAGUGGGUAGGUCCAUCACCGAUUAGCUGUUUCAAAAGCCAGUGGAAGAACAAGAUGAAGACUGAUCUGCUAAACCUAAAGACUAUGGAGGAGUCUCUGGACUGGCUAAUUAAAGACUGUGCCCAGCAGCUGUUUGCUCUAACAGACCUCACUGAAAAUGCUAACUUAGCUUAUGUGACGUAUGAUGACAUCUGUCGGAUCGGAGCCUUCAGGGAUCAAACCGUAAUAGCCAUCAAAGCUCCUGAGGAAACCAAGCUGGAGGUCCCUACACCCACUGAGGACUGUAUUAAGAUCCACCUGAAGGGCUCCAAAGGUCCUGUCCAUGUGCUGACAUGUGAAACGAGUAUGUCCGACCCAUCCGCUCAGUCCGAGCAGCUCAAAAACAGCCGUUUCCUUACACUGGAGGAGAGCCGGAUAGAGACAGCAACACUCCCAGCAGAUCUUCCUACCAUUUCCUCUGCUGUCCGGAGUGCAUAAAAAAGUUUAUCUAUGGAACAGUCUAAACUGUGCCAAAAGGACUGUGAAUCUGAAAGACAGUUUGGUUGAGGACCUGCUGCUGUAUAAAUGUUGCAUAUGUUAAUAGGACCACAGAUUUAUAAGCUUUAUUUUUAUAUGUAUAAUUCUGAUCUGAUCUGAAAGUCAGUACGAUUUUUCUUAUUUGGUUCAUGUGUUUGUACAAGGAAUGUAAAUUCCCCAAGAAAAAAUGAUGAAAGUGUAUAUGUAUAAAGAUCAACUAGUUCAGUGUACAGUGUCAUGACCAUGUUAAAAGACAUUAAUGUACAUUCUCAUAAAAACUUUAGUCACAUUUGUGAACGAAACAAGAAAUUGUUCAAAAUUGCAAUAACAAGCAUUAUAAUUUUUUUUCUUUGUGGUAAUAUGUUCCUAUUUUGUUUUUUGUUUCUUACUUCCCAAGCAAACAUGUACAUGUGUUGUGUUUUAAGUUUAAAUUCAGAAAAAUAAAAA
Messenger RNA from Tachysurus fulvidraco (yellow catfish), 1904 nucleotides. It is a transcript of the gene e2f6, whose product is annotated as E2F transcription factor 6. Gene Ontology annotation, molecular function: protein dimerization activity; DNA-binding transcription factor activity, RNA polymerase II-specific; RNA polymerase II cis-regulatory region sequence-specific DNA binding. The record is from RefSeq and is a predicted model, not a curated record. Lineage: Eukaryota; Metazoa; Chordata; Actinopteri; Siluriformes; Bagridae. The transcript has 8 exons. Gene Ontology annotation, cellular component: RNA polymerase II transcription regulator complex. The coding region runs from base 168 to 1418 and encodes 416 amino acids. Gene Ontology annotation, biological process: regulation of transcription by RNA polymerase II.